Messenger RNA from Medioppia subpectinata, 2397 nucleotides. Lineage: Eukaryota; Metazoa; Arthropoda; Arachnida; Sarcoptiformes; Oppiidae. The record is from the annotation of a GenBank genome assembly.
AUGAUAAAGUUCUCAAACAUGACAACUAUGUUAUAUCUAUUAAGAUAUAAUAAAAUAGUGAUUAUAUUUGUGUCGAUUGUCUGCUAUUUGGUGUCACUUCGGUCUGAGUUUGUCUUCGACGACACCGAAGCCAUACUCAACAACAAGGAUGUGAUGAGUGACACAACUUUGAGUCAAGUGUUUGCCAACGAUUUCUGGGGCACAACAAUCACACAUAACUCCAGCCACAAGUCUUUCCGACCCCUCACUGUCCUCACCUUCAGAUUCAUAAGACGUUUGGAUCAAUUGAUUUACUCGACAACUGAUCCAACCAUUGAAAGCCCAAUAAAUGCCUAUUUAUUUCACUUAUCAAACGUUAUAUUGUAUGCGCUUUUAAAUUGUUUACUCUUUCAUGUGUUGAAUAAACUUUUGAACAUUUUUUGCGCUAAACUUCAAACUUUUGAUAAACAAAACCCUUUGGAAGUGAACGAAAGAAAUGCAUUUUUAGCGACAAUUGUGUUCACUUGUCAUCCAAUCCAUUCCGAAAUUACGUUUGGUAUGAAUUGCUUUGCGAUCAUAAGUUUAUCUGCAAUGGGAAUGCUUUUCAAAGAGCAGGGCAUCACUCUUAUAGGUUUAUGUCUAAUACUUGACAUAAUUCUUAUAUGUGACCGAAAAUACAAUAUUGAGACCAAAGCACUAAUAUAUAGGAUAGUAUUGUUAAGUAUUGGCACUGUUUUGGUGCUAUUAUUGAGAGGAAUAGUCAUGAACUUCAGUGGACCUCAAUUCCAAAGAGGAGACAAUCCGUCAUCAUUUGAAGAGUCAUUUUAUAUACGAUUUAUUAAUUUUAAUUAUAUUUAUGCAAUCAAUGCAUGGAUUUUGUUAUAUCCGGAUUGGCUUUGCUUUGAUUGGUCGAUGACAUGCAUUCCGCUCAUUAAAACCAUAUAUGACUAUAGGAUUGCAUUUAUUCCUCUUCUUUGGAUUACUUUAUUACUUGUGUUUAAGUCAUCCUUUAGUCACAACUCAAAUAUAAGCCGACAAAUACAAAUAUCAAUAGCUUUUGGUUGCGUUUCGUUCAUUCCGUCGGCGAAUAUAUUCUUUACGGUUGGGUUUGUAAUCGCAGAGAGAGCUCUCUUUCUUCCAAAGAAACGAUUUCCUAAUUAUUGUAAAGUAAGAAGUUUUCAUACAAACCAUAUUCUGUUGGUUCCGAGGAAUAACUUAUAUACAAAAUUAUGCGUUUUCACAGAUUAUUCACUUAACAAUCGUUUUUAUUGUGAUUGUGUUUUCGAUGAAAACCAUUCGCGUGAGUUACCACGUAACUUUGAUUGGAUAGACGAGAAACGACUCUUCGAGUCCGGUCUCAGCUUGAACGCAAAAGUUCACUACAAUAUCGCCAAAAGUGCCGCCGAUUCUGGACUCAAAGAAAAAGCGAUCGAUGAGUACAGAGAAGCGAUUCGUUUGAAUCCAGAAUACGAACACGCGUUCAAUAAUUUGGCGAAUAUUCUCAAAGAAUUUGGAAAAUUGCAAGAAUCCAAACAAUUGCUUACCACAGCUGUCAACAUAAAGCCCACGUUUGCAACUGCCUGGAUGAAUCUAGGAAUAGUGGAAGCUGCGCUCAACGAGUAUAGAGAAGCAGAGAUUAGUUACUUAAAGGCCAUCAAACAUAGGAAUCGUUACGCCGACUGUUUCUAUAAUUUAGGAAAUUUGUAUGUCAAACAAAACCGUUUUGAAGACGCGUUUAUCGUUUGGAGAAAUGCCACUCAAAUCAAACCCAAACUGUUGUCGGCAUUCAAUAAUCUAAUCCUUAUGUUGGAUAACAUGGGGUCAUAUGAAAGAGCGCUUACGAUAGGAGUAGAAGCGCUUCAAUACCAUCCAAACGAAAGUUCACUGCAUUUUAAUUUCGCUAAUGUUUUGGGAAAAAUGGGAAAAUUUAAUGAAUCGGAAAUACACUUCAAGAAAGCGAUCGCUUUGUCGCCACAAAAUGCUAAUUAUUUUUCCAAUUUUGGUGUUCUUUACCACCGAUGGAAACAGCUCAGCAGUGGAUCCUCUCCAAGACAUUCUUCCAAAACUGGUUCCAUAAGAGAUGCCGUUAUUAAGGCAUUCAAUGGCAUUAAGCGGUGGCAGAGCGGAGGCACCGCUGGAAGUGCCUAUCGACUCAACUCUUCCUGUGUGUCAAAUAUCAUGACCACGAAUGGAGAUCCCGGGACGUGCUCUCCCGACCACUUCACUUCGAUUCGCGUUAAACAAGUAGUGUUAGUGUUUAAUACCUUUUGGGCCGCGAAUUCUGAGUCACUCGACUGGGCGUGGCCGCGGGGCUCACAGCGUUUACUUAGACGAAACUAUCUCUCCCUCAUGAGGCACAAGAUAUGGGCCUGGAUAUUGAGCGUGAAACCUGCGCAGGCCGCGAGGUCGCUAGCGUAA